Molecule: messenger RNA, 903 nt
Organism: Aspergillus glaucus CBS 516.65
Lineage: Eukaryota; Fungi; Ascomycota; Eurotiomycetes; Eurotiales; Aspergillaceae
Product: NAD(P)-dependent oxidoreductase
Exons: 3
Coding region: 1-903 (300 amino acids)
Molecular function (GO): NADP binding; NAD binding; oxidoreductase activity, acting on the CH-OH group of donors, NAD or NADP as acceptor
Source: RefSeq, a predicted model, not a curated record
AUGGGACUGGGCAUGUCUCUGAAUCUUCAAAAGCACCUGCAGGCGAAUGGCUGGUCGCCACUCCGUUAUAGCAACCGCACUCUACCAAAAGGACAACCUCUUCAAGACGCGGGAGCCAUUCCUGAAGAUAACUUCGAAAAAGUCGUCCAGAAUUCAGACAUCAUAUUUACAAUGAUCUCCGAGGACGAUAUCCUGAUCGAGUUACUGGAUCAAGCUCUAUCCGCGGGUGAAUCAUUGAAAGGCAAAAUAUUCGUGGACACGUCUACUGUUCAUCUUGAUACAUCUGAGCUAGCUGCACGGCGUCUGAGCGAGCAUGGUGCAACAUUCAUCGCUGCUCCCGUGUUCGGUGCUAGUCCUGUGGCAGCCGCUGGAAAGCUGAUAUUCGCGGUAGCCGGGCCUGCCGAUGCAGUUGAAACAAUCAGACCUCUCAUCAUAAACGUCAUGGGACGAAGCAUCAUAGAAAUGGGCGAGGAAGUACGAAAGUCCAGCCUCCUAAAACUCUCCGGCAACAUCCUCGUCAUAAGCUUCAUGGAAGCAAUCGCCGAAGCCCAAGUCCUCGCCGAACUAACAAGCCUCGGCACACACCAACUAGAAGAAUUCAUCGGCAACAUGUUCGGCCCCGUCCUCGAAAGCUACUCCAAACGCAUAACGACAGGCGCCUACGCACCAUCUCUAGACACGACACCCGGGUUCACAGCAGCGCUCGCAUGCAAGGAUAUGAGGCAUGCUCUUUCUAUUGCGGAUGGUCAUGGAACUCGUCUUCCAACGGUGGAACUGGCGUUGGGGAGGUUGAAUUCGGCGAGGGAGGUUGCUGGGGAGUGGUUGGAUAGUGCGGGUGUUUAUGGGACGGCGAGGGUGGAGGGGGGGUUGGCAUUUUGGAGUGGGAAUAGUCGGCAGGGGUGA